GCCUCUUCCUGUUUCGGGGACCAGUAGCUCUGCGGCCGCUAAUUGCGAGGCUGUGGGCAGGGGUCCUCAUCCUCUCGCCCGGUUCUCCGAGCUUGAGGGUUCGGUCGGCUCGGGUAGAGCAAUCUCUCCGUGGCCUUGCGGACGCGCCCCGCGGGAGAGGAAGGCGCGGGCCGCGGCGGGAGGGGCUGAGCGUGCGGGCAGCGGGCUGUCACCCGGGCUGGCUCUGCCGCGGAGCGCGCCGGACUGGAGCUCCGCGGGACAGCGGUGAGGCCGAAGCCGCGGGCGCGGAGACUGCCCCGGAGCGGCGGCGACGCGCGCUUCCCCGGGCUCGAGUGCGGUAAAGUGGGGAGUCCGAGGGGUGAGGCAGCCUUAGGCAAAGAACUAACGUCUCCGUGCUUAAAAUCUAAGAAAAAUGGCAAAUGUGGAUGAUAAGCAUCACCUCAUCUCUGAAGUAGAUCAUGAAGUACAUCCUGGACCAAUGAAUAUCCAGUUUGAUUCAUCAGACCUGAGAUCCAAAAGGCCUUUCUAUAUAGAACCCACAAACAUCGUCAAUGUGAAUGAUGUCAUUCAGAGGGUUAGUGACCAUGCUUCUGCCUUGAACAAGAGGAUCCAUUACUACAGCCGACUUUCUACUCCUGCAGACACAGCACUGAUUGCUCCAGACCAUGUAGUUCCAGCCCCAGAGGAGUGCUAUGUGUAUAGUCCUUUGGGUUCUGCUUAUAAACUGAAAAGUUACACUGAAGGAUAUGGCAAAAACACUAGUUUAGUGACCAUUUUCAUGAUUUGGAAUACCAUGAUGGGGACAUCUAUACUAAGUAUUCCUUGGGGCAUAAAACAGGCUGGAUUUACUACUGGAAUGUGUAUCAUCAUGCUGAUGGGCCUUUUAACACUUUAUUGCUGCUACAGAGUCGUGAAAUCACGGGAUACGAUACAUUCAUUGAAUACUACUACCUGGGAAUAUCCAGAUGUCUGCAGAUAUUAUUUUGGUUCCUUUGGUCAGUGGUCAAGUCUCCUUUGCUCCUUGGUGUCUCUGGUUGGAGCAAUGAUAGUUUAUUGGGUGCUUAUGUCUAAUUUUCUCUUCAAUACUGGAAAGUUUAUUUUUAAUUUUGUUCACCACAUUAAUGACACAGACACUAUACUGGGAGCCAAUAAUAGCAACCUUGUGAUUUGCCCAAGUCCUGGGAGUGGAGGCCAUUCUGACAAUGACUCCAUGAUUUUCUACGCCAAUGACACAGCAGUCCAGCAGUUUGAAAAGUGGUGGAAUAGAUCCAAGACAGUGCCCUUUUACCUAAUAGGGCUCCUCCUGCCAUUGCUGAAUUUCAAAUCUCCUUCAUUUUUUUCAAAAUUUAAUAUCCUAGGCACGGUAUCUGUUCUCUAUUUGAUUUUUCUAGUCACUUUGAAGUCUAUUCAGUUGGGAUUUCAUUUGGAAUUUCACUGGUUUGUGCCAACAGAAUUUUUUGUACCAGAGAUAAGAUUUCAUUUUCCACAGCUGACUGGAGUGCUUACCCUUGCUUUCUUUAUUCAUAAUUGUAUUAUCACACUCUUGAAAAACAAUAAGAAUCAAGAAAACAAUGUAAGAGACCUGUGCAUUGCUUAUAUGCUGGUGACAUUAACUUACCUGUAUAUUGGAGUCUUGGUUUUUGCUUCAUUUCCUUCACCUCCAUUAUCCAAAGAUUGUAUUGAGCAGAACUUUUUAGACAACUUCCCUAGUGGUGACAUCCUGUCCUUCAUUGCAAGGAUAUUCCUGCUGUUCCAGAUGAUGACUGUCUACCCGCUCUUAGGCUACUUGGCUCGCGUCCAGCUGUUGGGCCAUGUCUUCGGUGACGUUUACCCCAGCAUUUUUCACGUGCUCAUUUUUAAUAUAAUUAUUGUGGGAGCCGGUGUGAUCAUGGCCUGUUUCUACCCAAACAUAGGAGGGAUCAUAAGAUAUUCAGGAGCAGCAUGCGGUCUGGCCUUUGUAUUCAUAUAUCCAUCUCUCAUCUAUAUGAUUUCCCUCCACCGGGAAGAACGUCUGACAUGGCCUAAAUUAAUCUUUCACAUUUUCAUCAUCAUUUUGGGCCUCGCUAACCUGAUUGCUCAGUUUUUUGUGUGAAAACUUUUCUCAAGAUCUUUCAUGGUAUUUUGAGCCUUGAAAAUACUCCUUCAUAAACUCAAUUGUAAAUCCUGAUGUUGCUGUAAUUCUAAAUGUUUUUCUAAGAUAAUUUGAAAGCACAAGAAAUAGCAGGCCAUUGUUAAGUAUUUUUUUAUAAGAAUGGGCAAAAGGGCAAUAAGAAUGAUCUUAAUCUCUACCUUUCUUAUCUUCACUCACUUCUUUGUUCUCACUUGUCUUUUCUGUGUAGAAAUGUGGGAAGAAUCAUGAUGGGCUUUGCUGUUAGAAACAAGGUAGGUAGAUUUAUUUUGACUACAGUAAAGAUUCUCGCCAGGGAUAUGGCACAGCACCUGCCUGGCAAGCCCAAGGUCCUGAGUUCAAUUCCCAGUAGCAAAAAAAUAAAUAAAUAAAAAUAAGGCUUCUCAGGGUGUCGCGGCAGCUUACUGCUAGAUCGGAUUUCUGUUUUAUGUUUCAGUGUACCUCUGUUUUUUUACUUACCUACAGUUUGCCUAAGCCUUUACUGUUUGUGGACAGUAAACCAAAUACCUCACUUUUAGUUUUCAAGGCAUCAGUGUUAAUAGAAUGAAUUCGUAACUGGUCUUUAAUCUGUUUGAAGAACAAAACUUAAAAAUAGUAUCAGUAUGAGCUUUAUGAUCAGAAAUGUAUGCAAAAUAAAGUACGAGGGUUUGUUGCUGUCUGACUCCUCUUUUAUUUCUAGUCUGUUUCCAUUAACUUAGGUUAAAGUCAUAGUUCCCCACCCCAGAGUUUGCAUAGGAACAAGAGUGAUUGUCCCCAUAGACCCAGGGACUCCUUGGCUUUUCAGCCUUGUGUAUGGCAUAGGCUCUCAUGAGAGGGACCGUGGAGAAAGCAUGGGCAGAGAGGACCAGCGGAGGUCCUGAUAGGGAGAAAAGGAGUGGAGAAGAGGCCAGCAACGGUGACAUGCCCAGUGUAUUUUGAAUCCUCUGGGCAUGAGAGAGGUUUAUUUGCCAGAGGAAAGAUUUAUUUUGUUUGUGUAUGAUCUCUGUAGAAGGAAAUCUUUGCUUCUGUAACUUGUAGGGCAGAGUUCAAUCUCCAUAAGAAAAACUUAGAUUGGCAAAAAAAAAUAAGGGAAUCCGAAUUCUUAGAA
Molecule: messenger RNA, 3215 nt
Organism: Chinchilla lanigera (long-tailed chinchilla)
Lineage: Eukaryota; Metazoa; Chordata; Mammalia; Rodentia; Chinchillidae
Gene: Slc38a9
Product: solute carrier family 38, member 9
Exons: 15
Coding region: 413-2092 (559 amino acids)
Biological process (GO): amino acid transmembrane transport
Molecular function (GO): amino acid transmembrane transporter activity
Source: RefSeq, a predicted model, not a curated record